ACUUCUGUCUACAUUACUAGAAUGCAACACUUACUGAGGUGAUUUAAACGUAAAGGAAUACAAAGAAAACAAUUGUUUCGCACAUGCUGUCGGGUUUAAAUAAUGUUUUUGUGUUUUACUGAUAUAGCACGAGUCGCUUCUGUAGAACUGAGCGCAUUUAGCGACACUUGCUUUGUUUACCGUAAGAGGAACAGGCGUAUUUCCUGAAGAAAUCGGCAAGAACGACGCUUUCUCAACUCUCGCAAAUGGGUUGGUGAAAGAUGUGGAUUUAUAUUUGUCGAAAUGACCUUUAUAAUUCAGCUUACGAUUUUCACACUGAUCAUCAACAUCGAGAGAACAUGCUGCUUAAAUCCGCCUCAGGAUUUAAAGAUAGUCAAAUCACAGCUGCUGUGGAAGCCACCUGAAGUAGAUGGCGAUCUGCAGUAUUUCCUGCAGUACACACUUGGCUCCAAAGCAGAGGAUGAGUGGUACAACGUGUCAAGCCUUAUCAGCAAAAACGCUUUCAACAUCACUGAUGAAUUUUAUGGAGCUUUAUUUCGGGUCCGCGCAGAGAAGGGAAACCACAUCUCCGAAUGGGCUAUUUCAAAUCGAGUCAAUUGUGUAAAUGUAAAUUCUUGUGCUCCUGUGGUGACUCCAUCUGCAAAACCAGGAAUUGUUUCUUUGACUCUGGCACAUAUGGACCAGAGCUUGGAGAAAGAACAUGGAGAUCAUCUCGAGUUUAACAUAUUGUCCUGGAAUGUGAAUAGCAGAGAAAACCCUGAGGAGGGUGUUGUAAUAAAUAGCAAGGAUUACAUCUUUGAUGACCUGGAAUCAGGGCAGAACUAUUGUUUCCAAGUGGAGUACUUGCUUUACCAUAAGCCAUAUGGAAAAGCUAGUGAGAAAAUCUGCGUUUUCAUCCCUGAAACACCUGAAGCAAAAAAGACACGUGUUUUGAUCUACGCUACACUGAGCACGCUUUUUGUUUUGAUGGUGUGCAGUUUCUGCAUUUUUCUAUUUCGUAAAUACAAGAGAAAUAAAAGAGUGCAAAGAUUGGUUAAAGAGUGGUUCCAGCCACUCAAGCUGGAACUUCCUGACCACUAUAUAGAGUUUCUGUCCAGCGAGUUUCCUGUUGGAUUGUCUCCAAGUCCCAGUGUUCCAAGCCUACAAUCAGAUGACUUUAUCGUAGUAACUGAGAACACCAGCAUGGAGGAGAAUGGCCAAGAGAAGGAACAAUAGAAGACAGAAAAAUCAUGAUUGUUUUUAUGUGCCUAAUAUUAUCCUUGCGAUUUAACCUACUUUGCACAUCACUAACAAGCUUACGAAUCCAGAUUUACCUUGUGUAAGUAUUGAUAGUUUUCAGUCAAGUGAUCUGUGCCAAGACCUGGUGGGCAAAAGAAAUAAUGGGCAGUAUAAUGGCUGCUACACUUUGAACUCCAUAGAAACGCAGCACAAACUGGUAAUAUUUUAAUGCGUUUCAAGCUACGAGUAUUUGAAUCAUAUAUGAUCACACACUGUAAAUUGUGUGCACUUGCAAUCAAUAUACUGCACAUGCAACCAUUUUUCAGUCAUUUAAAAUUCUGUCAGAGCUCCAAUUCUUACAUGUAAUGUUAUAUUUUGGAUAUUCCUCAGCAAUUGAAUCAUUAGUGAGGGCGUUAUAGCACCUUAGUGUCUGCUUUUAUAUUUGGUGUCGGUUUAUUUUACUAAUGAAUAUUUGCUGGUCUGAAAAAUCUGUUUGUUCACUUCUGCUAUUUAUACUUUGCAUUUCAAUAUAUACUUUAGUUGCACUUGACCUGCAAAUUGGAAUAAAAACUGUAUGAAACCCAUACAAACGCACAGACAUUUAUAGGUACCAUGGAUUGCACAAGUCCUUAAAUUUCUCAUUUAUGGUUGUUCUGUUUCUGAAGGAAUUCUGCAGAAGCAAAGUCCAGGUGUGUUUCCUCUGUGGUUUGUAAAGCUAAACCUUAUUGCCCAACAAUUAUCAGGCUUUUGGCUAAAAAAAGAGAAAUUAUUUAUUCAUUAGUUUUCCUUCAGCUUAGUCCCUUUAUUCAUCAGGGGUCGCCACAGCGGAAUGAACUGCCAACUUAUACAACAUAUGUUUUACACAGCGGAUGACCUUCCAGCUGCAACCCAGGACUGGGAAAUGCCCAAACAAUCAUUCACACACAUACAUUACGGCCAAUUUAGUUUAUUCAAUUUACCUAUACCACAUGUCUUUGUAGGGGAAACAGGAGCACCUGGAGGAAACCCACAUGAAUACAGAGAGAACAUGCAAACUCCGCACAGAAAUGCCAACUGACCCAGCCGGAACACGAACCAGCGACCUUGCUGUUAGGCGACAGUCCCAACCACUGAGCCACCGUGUUGCCUCCAAAAGAGAAAUUGUUCCGUUCAAAUAAGGCAUGUAGAGUUUAGCUGUUAUUGAAUGCUUUUUCCCCCCAUCUUAAUGUCUAGCACUUAACACUUCAUCUGAAACGCACUGUUUGUUGCCAGAGUUUUAGGACCGUUUGAUCACUGCUUCUAAAAUUUUUGUCUGUGUGUAUAUGUAUGAUGAGGUAAGUUGGGCUUCACCUCAAGAGAAGUUUACUAUCCUUAAACAUUAAAUCUUUUGUAAGCUAUAAAAGAAAUCUGCAAAUCACUGUAAUAAUUUACUUUGUUAUUAACAGUAACUGGCUGCACCAUUUGACUGUUUGCUAUUCUUUACCCAUUAAAAUUUCAUGACAUUUGACCGUUCUCAGGAUUGCAUGUAACAUGAUUUUUUAGUCCUAAAUAUCAGUACUGUGAUGUUCUAAGUAAAAGAGACGAACAUAUACAAUCUGCCAUAAUAUAUUACUAUACUAAAUAUAAUUUCUGUAAAUUUCAUUUUGUUGCCAUAGUGGAUUCAUGCUGUGAAAAAAUAGUGUCUAUGAGUAACAAGCUGUUUCUGUGUUUAUUUUAAUUAAAUGUUUUUUACAUGUAAAUGUUGUAAAAAGUUAUAGUAACAAUGCCUUCAUACGGUUUCAAAUUCAAAACCAAAAUAAAAUGUAAAGGUUUGGAAUUACAUUUUGCAUUUUUAAAUGACUGUCAAACUCAAUUGUAAUUAGAAAUUGCUGUAUUGAAAUGUUCAUUUUUUUCAUAUUUAUUUUGUGCAAUUUUGCUGUUUUUGAAUUGAGCCACUUUUGGAGGAUGUACAAAGUUUCACAAUCGUGAAGUGGCCUCUCCAAAAAAGGAACAAAAUAAAAUAAUAAAAAAUA
Messenger RNA from Danio aesculapii, 3209 nucleotides. It is a transcript of the gene ifngr2, whose product is annotated as interferon gamma receptor 2. Bases 283 to 1215 code for a protein of 310 amino acids. The transcript has 7 exons. Lineage: Eukaryota; Metazoa; Chordata; Actinopteri; Cypriniformes; Danionidae. Gene Ontology annotation, molecular function: protein binding. The record is from RefSeq and is a predicted model, not a curated record.